This is a messenger RNA of Giardia duodenalis, 1161 nucleotides long. RefSeq lists its product as uncharacterized. The record is from RefSeq and is a predicted model, not a curated record. Bases 1 to 1161 code for a protein of 386 amino acids. The transcript has a single exon. NCBI's taxonomy places the organism in Eukaryota, Fornicata, Diplomonadida, Hexamitidae.
AUGGCAGAUGACAUGGUUACCGCGAGUGGUGCAAGUAGUGGCGAUGAUCAUGCUAGCAAUUUGAAUGAAGAACAGCUCGAUGCAUCUGAAGAGCAGCCCCUUGGUCCAGAGACUCUAGUCUAUGAAGAACCAGAUGACGUGGCUGCGGAUGAAGAGGGUACUCUUCGGCAUGAGUCCAUUAACGACUUGGAAGCACACUCGUCCUCUGAGAAGCUUGGGGAUGUGGAACAUGUUAGUGAGCACACAAGUCCCAAAGAGGCUAACGGAAAGGACGACCUUGAAGAAGGGGAUGAAACUUCCAUCCUAGCUGCAGAAAUCCUUGAAGACGACCCCAUUGUAUACGCUCCAGAAGAUAUCAUGGAUGAAGAGGAUGACCGGCCACCCGAGUCCCCAGCUGCUUUGCCAGAGGAACAACGCGUGUUAGCUAGUGCCGGAGAUUACCAGAACGUUGAUGCACUUCUCGCUAGACAAGCGUAUGAUCCACUGGGGCAUCCAGAGGUUGGUGGGCUGGACGAUGUUGAUCCUUUGAGAGCUUCGGUCGAUCCUGGAUGCACGCCAGAGGACCACCUAGAAGCAGAAGAGCUUGUCAUUAUUAAUGUUGAUCUAGACAUGGCGCAACAAGAGGACGCGAAGGGUUCUGCAGAACCGGAGGCCUCUCCUGUUGUACCUGCGAAGGCCCCUGACCAACACUUACCUUCAAUCAAUAGUUUACAGGCGUCUGGUUCUAAACCACACGAAGACAGUUUCGAUGAGAGUACAGCUAGAAAGCAUAUAGUUGACCAAACUGUGGAUGCAGGGGAGGAGCCCGUGGAUCCCAGUAUGCACCCGGCCAUCGCCCAAGCAAUUAAAACAAGAAAUGACCACUUUCCUUUGUUAAGUGAUCCAAAGCUACCCCACACUAGGGAAAACUUCAACCUGCCUCCCCUUGUAGAGGGUCACAGUGUUCCUGUGGACAAAGGGACAUACAAAGACUACGUGUUUGAUCUGGAGCGGCAAGAAUACCUUCAAAAGGAGGAGGUCACAAAGGCUCAUACAGAGUACUUGGAGAAACACCACGAACUCAAACAGAUUGUAAGCGACUUCCUGACUAGUAUUCUAAUUGACAAACCAACUGAUGUAUACCAAUACGCUGCAGAUUACUUUAGUGUUGUAGUGAAUUAA